AUGGCCUUUGCCCCCCAGGACUGUUGGUUCCAUGGGGCUGGGGAUGCUCUGCACCCACACUCAGAGUGGGCAGAGGCUAAGGAUCAGAUGGCCUUGGGACAGAAAAGGAAGCAGGGGAGCCCCAGAGAUCACAGCAUGAAAAAGAAGAAAAAGAAGACACACCAGGAGGGAGACAUCCUCCUGGUCAACUCCAAGCUUUCCAUGGAGAACAGCCUGAGGAAAGGAAGUAAGAAGUCAGUCAAAAGUGAAGCUUUGGAGUUCAUCCCGAUAGACUGCCCAAAGGCCCCUGGGAAGAAGAAAGUAAAGUCCAAGAAAAAGGUGGAGCAGCCAGUUGGUGAAGGGCUGGCUGUGAAAAGGAAGAAAAAGAAGAAGAGGAAAGAGAGCGGAGUAAAGGAAAACCCUUGGCAGGAGAAAGAGGAGUCAGACACAGACUUGGAGGUGGUACUGGAAAAGAGAGGCAGCAUGGAUGAGGCCUGCAUAGAUGAGGUGAGACAGAAGGCCUUGCAAGAAGAGACUGAUCGUGAGUCAGGCAAGACAGAUGCUUUAGAACCCAAGAAGUGGACAGGAACUCAGUUUGGCCAGUGGGACACUGCCAGCUUUGAAAAUGAAGACCAGAAACUGAAAUUCCUAAAGCUUAUGGGUGGCUUUAAGCAUCUGUCCCCGUCAUUCAGCCGUCCUCCCAGCAUGACUAGCAGGUCCAACAUGGCCCUGGACAAGAAGUCUUCAGACAUGCUCCAGCAGAGUCUGCAGCAGGACUAUGACCGGGCCAUGAGCUGGAAGUACAGCUGUGGGGCUGGCUUAGGCUUCCUCUCUGAGGCCCGCAAGGUCUUCUACAUUGACCGCAACGCCUCCAAGUCUAUCAAGUUGCAAGAUUAAAUUUUAUUGUCCUGAUGCUCAAACUGCAUUUCUUGAUCAGUUUUGCAUCUGUCCAGUUGGCUUGAACCAGUCACCUGCAGCUAUUGAGGACCAUUCAUGAUGAGCUUUGGACAAGCUGC
Acomys russatus (golden spiny mouse) is the source of this 995-nucleotide messenger RNA. Its product is annotated as lysine-rich nucleolar protein 1-like. NCBI's taxonomy places the organism in Eukaryota, Metazoa, Chordata, Mammalia, Rodentia, Muridae. Bases 1 to 876 code for a protein of 291 amino acids. The record is from RefSeq and is a predicted model, not a curated record. The transcript has a single exon.